Nicotiana tabacum (common tobacco) is the source of this 1212-nucleotide messenger RNA. The record is from RefSeq and is a predicted model, not a curated record. Lineage: Eukaryota; Viridiplantae; Streptophyta; Magnoliopsida; Solanales; Solanaceae.
AUGGUUGAAGCUCAACCAUUAAAUGAAGAGGUGCAUCAAACAUUUGAUUCUAUUCAAGUAGAAGGACAAAGCAUUAUAGAGAUUGACAACGAACAAGCUUUCGCAAUCAAAGGACAUUUUGAAUUCAAAGUUGUUAGAUCAAGCUCACAAAGAUAUUCGUUGACAUGCAAUGAUGAUAGGUGUCGUUGGUGUGUGCGUGCUUUCAGAAUUAAAGACUCAACAUUAUUCAAGAUAGUAAAGCUUGAGAAAAAGUAUGACUGCUCUGUUAACACUAGGAAAGCAUAUCAAAGGCAUGCUACUUCAAAGUUGAUUAGUGGUUACAUUAUCGAUAAUCUUCGGGACCCAAGAUUUGAAGUUACACCAGCUUUUGUCAUGGCAGAGAUGCAAAAAUUGCAUGGACUAGACAUUGGAUAUCACAAGGCGUGGCGUGCUAUUCAACAUGCUUCCGCUUUAAUAAGAGGAAGUCCCGAAGAAAAUUAUGAAUUAUUGUGUUCAUACUUGUAUAUGAUGACAAGUAAAAACCCGGGAACUUAUACUAACAUAAAGAUAGACGACAACAACAGGUUUCUUUAUAUGUUUUACGCAUAUGGAUCAUCGAUAGCUGGUUGGAAUCAUUGUAGACCAGUGAUUGCUAUUGAUGCGACUUUUUUGAAGUCAAAAUAUCGUGGUGUUUUAAUGAUUUCAGUUUCAAAAGAUGCAAAUAACCAAAUUUUCCCAUUAGCCUUUGGAAUAGCAGAAUCUGAAAACAACAAUUCCUAUGAGUGGUACUUUAGUCAUCUUCGCAAUGCAAUUAGGAGCUGUGAGAAUUUGAUUUUUUUAUCAGACAGACAUCAAGCUAUUGCAAAUGGCAUUGUAAAGGUAUAUCCUGAAAGCCAUCAUGGGAUUUGCAUCUAUCAUUUGGAGCAGAACCUAAAGCGAAGAAAGGUGAAAAGUGAGGUCAUAAAACUUUUCCAAAGUGCUGCAAGAGUAUACAAGCGUAAAGAAUUUGACAUAUACAUGUUAGAUAUUGCAAAUGUAAAUAAAAAAACUUAUGACUACUUGAUGGAAGAACCACAGGAAAGAUGGGCACGUUCUUGUAGUCCACAACGAAGAUAUGACAUGCUCACAACAAAUAUAGUUGAGUCGAUGAAUUCAGUGCUAUUAGAAGCAAGGGAGCUGCCUAUACUAAGAAUGAUGGAUUUUAUUCAAGUGAAGCUACAACAUUGUUUAUGA